Molecule: messenger RNA, 2298 nt
Organism: Uloborus diversus
Lineage: Eukaryota; Metazoa; Arthropoda; Arachnida; Araneae; Uloboridae
Product: prostamide/prostaglandin F synthase-like
Exons: 5
Source: RefSeq, a predicted model, not a curated record
UUCUGUCGCUUGGCUGCUAAGCAGCUGAGCGAAAUAAAACCUCAGUUGGAUGCAAAUAAUGUUCGUUUAGUCGGCAUUGGUGUUGAGGAGCUUGGAGUCAAGGAGUUUAUUGAAGGAAAUUUUUUUGCUGGAGAUCUUUUUAUUGAUGUUGAAAAGAAGUGUUACAAAGAUUUGAAGUACAAAAGAUAUGGUAUGUUAAGUCUUGUACCAGCUUUAUUUGCUAAAACAUCUCGUGAUGCUGUGUCUGAAUCAAAAGCUUCUAAUCUUGGUGGAGAUUUGAAAGGAGAUUACUACCAAGUUGGUGGAACAUUAGUUGUGACUAAAGGUGCUGAAGAAGUAUUAUUGAAUCACAAGCAACAAGAGUUGGCUGAUCAUGUUGACCCUAAAGAAGUAUUGAAGUGUUUGAAUAUAACAGUUGAAUCAGAACCAAAAGAAUAAACAAAAGAACUAUUACCGAAACUUUCAUCUGAAUAACUACUUAGCAAUAAUUUUUCCUUACUUAAUAGCAUAUAAUGAAAGAGUUUUACUGCUUCGCAUAUCAGUUAUAUUGUAUCUUAAGUUAGAUUAUCAAAGGUCCAUUCAACAAUCUUAGACUUAUGUGUUAAAAAAUAAACAUAUCUUGUCCUUUUUUUUUCAUGUAAGAUAUCCAUCUAUGUUGAAUGUUCACCUUUUGAUUUUGUGACUUUAUCUCAAGCUUCAUUAAAAUGAAAUAAGUAUCCCCCCCCCCCCUCCAACUAUAAAAAAAAAUGUACUAAAACAUUAUUUAUUGCUUCACUUUUAAUUGCCCAUAUUCACCGAUUCUGAACUUGGUCAGACACCCAAAAACAUUUUUGGUCUUCAAACCAAUCAGAAGGCUUCAAAUUGCAGUUUGGGUGUCUGAUUAAAAUUCAAACCACUGGUGAAUAUGACCAUAAGGUUUUGAUGCUCAUUAAAUUUUUGAUUUUUUCAUCUUCAUACCAAAACUAUCUGGAAAUUAAUGAAUAAUUUUACUUGUUCUACUCGCCUCAAAUCUAAAUUUUGUAAUCACUCUUUUAAACAAAUUGAUUAUAAAUUUUGAAAUCUAUUCUUGAUUUUUUUAGUACUUUUUACAGAAAAAUGUACUGUGCUGCAUAUGAAAAAGAAAAAUUAUCUCAAAAACUGCCAUAAUUGUACUAGUGUAAGCAUUUUAUCAGAACUUAAAACUGAAUUCCUUUUUUUUUUUUUCUGUAUAAUGCAAGGACAAAAACUAUGUAUUCAAUCCCUUGUUCUUCAAAAAUUAAAAAAAAAAGUUUUUGUUUCUUAAGUGAUCACAAAAAUACUUCUGCCAACAAUGAAAAUUUGACAAAUAUUCCUUUUUAUAAGAAUAUAUUUUUACAACCAAAAUUUUAUGUGUGUGUUUAUAUGUGUGCUAUGCUCAGUGCAAUAAAAAUGUACUUAGUUGAAAAUUAAUGAAAGUUUUUUUUUUCUUUUGCUAAGAUGAAUGGAAAAUGUUUUUUCAAACUUAGAGUUUAUUCUUUUUGAGAUAAAAAUGAUUUUUAGUUUGAGCUUUUUUUACUAGAUAUUUUGCAAUGACAGAGCUUAUGUAUUACUGAAGAGCGUUCACACAUUGUAACUGCUUUUAAUUCUACCUCAUCAUCUAACCCAUUUCAAUACAAGAAAUGUUCUACCUUUAUUUUCUAGAAAUACACAAAUCUUUGAUUUGUUUUAGGUUACAAUUCAUAAAUUCACCAGUGUAUAUUUACAAUGUGAAUUAAAAAAGGAUCUUAAACUCUUUGAAAUCAGUUAAUAGGUCAUAGCUCUUUUAAAUUGACAUGAGUCUUUUUAUUCUCUACGCUAUCAAAAGAAUAAUUACGUUUCUUGAUAUUUAAUUCAACUUGUAGAAAGCAGUAAUAAGUUAAAAGAAAGUGAGGAAUUGAAAUGAGAAACAUAUUUUUCUAGUUAUUUUCUAACAUUUAACUUUGGAGUUGAUUGUAGCAUUGUUCUUAGUUGUGAUUUUUUUUUGAAAAAUAAUUUUAACAUGUGAUUCAUGUGUGAUUAAAAAUGACAUUUUUCUUAUGAAUUCUCAAAAUUUUGAAAAACUUCUGAGGAUGAUGCAGAUGUGCAAAAUUUAGAACAUCUGCGGAUAUAUUUAGAAAAUUUUUAUUAUUUGAACUGAUUUGUAAAAAAAAUGUCAUUUUGAAAUUCAAAUGUUAUGAAUUUUUAUUAUUAUUAUUUAGAGUUCUGCCUGUUUAAUAUAUGUUGAAUAUUUUGUAUGUGUAUUUUGAUAUUUGAAUAUUUUGCAUUUUACUUUUGUUACAAUAAAAUUUCAAGUUGGAUGUU